This is a messenger RNA of Rotaria sordida, 786 nucleotides long. The record is from the annotation of a GenBank genome assembly. NCBI's taxonomy places the organism in Eukaryota, Metazoa, Rotifera, Eurotatoria, Philodinida, Philodinidae.
AUGUUGUUUUUUCUCUUAGGAGAAGCAAUAGAACAAUUAGGUAAUCGUUUAAAGCAAGAUCUUCAAAAUGAAUGUUCAGCAAAUGAAGGAGCAUUACUUUCAAUCCAAUCUACUGAUUAUGGUCUUUCACUUGAAAAUGAAACAAUGGGUGUACAUUUAUUAUUAACAACAUUACCAGCUAAUUGGCAUACACUUGAUCCAACAAUACAUUUAGAUCGAGCGAUGUGUAAACGUAAUUUUAAUGCUACAAAACAUGCAAAAUGGGUUGAUGAAGUUUGUAUUCAUCCAUCAAAUAAAGUUCUUGUUCGUUUAUUAAAAGAUUUACGACAACGUUUUCAUGGUCUUGAACCACUUAAUCCAUGGUUAAUUAAUUUACUUGCUCAUCAUUGUGUAACAAAUAAUAAUUCAACUGAACAAUUACCACCUAGCUGUGCAUUUAAACGAGCAUUACAACUUUUAUCAAGUGGUCUAUUUUUACCUGGUUCAAAUGGUUUAUAUGAUCCAUUUAGUGAUGCAAAUAUAAAUCCAUCUCGAUCACAUACAAUGAUGACACUUGAAGAACAAGAUCGUUUAUGUUAUACAAGUCAAACAUUAUUACGUGCUCUUGCAAUUCAUCCAAAAUAUGUACUUGGUAUUGAAAAUGGACCAGAUAUAUUUGCCGGACCAUGUCAACUAAAUGGUGUUCUAUUUGUACCAAAUGAACCUGUUGUAUUUGAUAAUGAAUCGAAUGGUCAUACAAUAAAUGACGGUCAACAACAAUCAAUGUUUGUGGAAGUCAAUAGUUAA